AGCAGUAGUGUGUAUAGCUACUGCCGUGUGUGCCUCCUGGGUUGAUUGUGAGGGAUGGGGCAUAUUUAUGCCUGAUGGUCCUGCUGGCAAUUACGUGCAUGGCUGAGCAGGGGCAAAUGGAAAUCGGUAUUUUGAAUGGAUUCUCAUCAACCCUGCGCUAUCUCAACGGCAACUGCUCGUGGAGAGUUACUACAAUUGCAGCAGGGAAUGAGGUAGAGGUGGAACUGAGUGUAGGACCACUGACAACACUGGUUGGUGGAGACGGAGGUACAGAUGAUGAUUUCACUUUGAAGUGUAUAACUGAGGAGGGCGAGCAACUGAAUGCAAUAAUCGUUACACACACUCUUGAAACUAUCCCACAACCCACAAUUAUUGCUCUGGAUUAUGAGACUGGGAUCCUCGAUUGGAGCCAUCCAUUUCAUCCUGAUCUACCAGUGGACUUUGAGAUUAUCCACCAGUUCAGAGUCGUCUACCUAGUCAAUGAGACAGACAGAGAGAGAGACAAGAGUUCACUGUUCAGACUUUGGUCAAUGACAUCUUCUACAGUCAGCCUGUCUCGUUCGUUCAUGACCCCAAAGUUCCAUUUUUUGAGUCAUCUCUCUGCCAUGUUUGAAGAUUCUAGUAAUCCGUUGAGAGUUCAGGUUAUGUUUCAUCUUGCUGCAAAAGUGUGUCUCUCACAGUUCACAAUAGUUAUCUAUGGUGUGGCCAAUGUCUCGUUCAAUGUUACAAGAGCUGAGGCUGCUAAAGGGACCGUAAUAUAUGACCUUCCCUCCCACAUAUCUCCAAUGGAUGUUUGUGAUGUACAAAGCGAAAUUUAUGGUGGAAAUGUGAUCGGCAACAGUAAUUCAUUCAGUAUACUAGUUCCAGAAGCUUGCCUUCCGUCCACUCCUGAAACUUUGUCAACGGCUGAAGGGAGACCCUCCACAUCAUCUUCCCCACCCCCUGUGGAGACAAAACAGUCUGACAUCCCUCCUGGGGUGAUUGGUUCAGUUGCUGCUAUUGUUGUUCUGCUGGUAUCUCUAUUUCUUGCGAUAGCAGUCAUAUGCCUAGUGGUCCAUCGUAGGAGGAGAGCUCGUGAAUGCAGUAGUGAGGAUCCCCCAGCUUCUCCUAGACAAAGCUAUUGUGUGGUGGAACCAAGGACAGGAGCUAGUGAAAAGAAGUUGUUCUCUAUCAACCCUACUUCUGAAUAUGCAGACAUUGACCAUGUUGAAACUGAACGAGUUAGACAGCAACUUGAGCAAGCUAAAGCGGCUUCUACGCUUUCAAGUGAUGAGGCAGCAGUAGGCACACACAGUGAAAUCUCCAUCGAGCCUGCUAUUUCUGGUCUCUCCCUGGAAGCCCACUAUGACCUGUUGCUGGCUGUACUGCUGCCGGUGAAAGCUCGCUGGUUUGAGCUUGGGAUGAAACUUAACCUCUCUGAGAACUUCCUGGACGAGACGGAGGCCAACAUGGACAGUGUGGAAGAGUGUCUGGGUGAAAUGCUACAGAACUGGCUCCUGUACCACGACCCCACUAUGGAGACUCUAAAUAACGCCCUCUCUCGGAUGAAACUCUCCCCCAUCACCUUCGAUACCACCUCCAGCAGUAUGUACCUAAUACAUCGUACCUGGAGCUGUAGUUUGUGGGUUAAGGCUCCAGAGGACACAACAGUACUGUAACAGUGUGAAUUAAUUACUAUGAAUCCAAGAUACUCUGUGGUUUUUAGAUCAGCAAAAUGGGUGGAUAGUAUAGUAUUGUUUGUUGUUGUAGACCCCACAAGUAAAAAAUCCAUGCCACCUUUCACAGUGUUUGUCUGUUAUGAUAUGC
Messenger RNA from Geodia barretti, 1806 nucleotides. The record is from the annotation of a GenBank genome assembly. Lineage: Eukaryota; Metazoa; Porifera; Demospongiae; Tetractinellida; Geodiidae.